Molecule: messenger RNA, 2268 nt
Organism: Manduca sexta (tobacco hornworm)
Lineage: Eukaryota; Metazoa; Arthropoda; Insecta; Lepidoptera; Sphingidae
Exons: 8
Coding region: 1225-2268 (347 amino acids)
Source: RefSeq, a predicted model, not a curated record
UUGGUUGACGUGAUUUCAUGUUAACAUUUUUCCCCUUUAAUAACUUGCACAUUUGUUAUGAAGUAUUAACAACCUUUGCCUAUAUGUAUGUAUAUUAUAUAUAGGUAAAUAAAUUAAUUUUAAAUAAAUCAUGGAAAUAACCCACCGCACUGUCCACAUUUUAUCAAAAUUCUAUUGAAAUAAAGUAUUGUUAUUUUGUAUUGUAGGAAUAAUUUUCCUUUAUUUCACACUUUGAAACUGCUCAUGCUUAAAUAAUGCGCUUAGAUGGGUAAGUCAUUAAUAUAAAUAUAAAAUAUAUGUUGCUUUUAAUCGUAAGAUGUUUAUGGCUACUAUAUACUGAAUGUGUUUUUUUACUUUUGUAAAUAAUUUUACUUGUAUACAGGGUGGAAUUUAAUUCACUAAUUCCCUCAUACAAUUGCACACCAUAAAUCUAUAAUUUAAAAUACAUAAAAAGAUAAAAAAAUUGGCGACAGAUAGGAUAUAUUAAAUCACACAUAAAGUCUGACUUCGAUGAUUAUGGUAUUUUUUUUUAUUUAUAUUUGGCUUUUCAACUGCUAGAGAAUUGUUCUAUGUUAUUUACUGAUAACAUAUUAUGUUUGGGUAAACAGUGAAUUAAAUUGCACAAUGUAAAAAUGUGUUCAUUAUAUAGGUGAUCUAAAAUAUAUAUUUUAAAAAUUAAGGUUUUAUAGGUUAUGAUUAAAUAGUGUUUAUUAAAAUCUAAGCUGUUGCAUGAAUUGAUUUUAAUUUGAUAUUAAUCUAUUCACAGAAUAUGUAUUUUAGACCACAUUGAUAUUUUUUUUAACUUUUAAGCAUGUUUUUGAAUGAUGUAAUUAAUAUUUUAUUUUAAUUUAUAUUUUCAGAAAUUCAGUGAUUGAAUACAUUGAGAAUCGUCUUCAAGAGUCUUUGAAGGAGGACAAAGGUACAGGAUGUGAUAUACCCCAUCUGGACCCGUUCGCUAAAGAGGUGACGCAGUUCGACAAGGUGCUGCCCAAAGUGGUCUGUGAUGGCCGGGAUUGGGUAAAAUGUUAUCUAUCAGAAUGCAAAGUUGUCCCGGAAAUCCUGGCGACGACCAGGGACAUAGUGUGCACGUACUGGAACAUUAUACAUAAGAGCGACAAGGAACACUAUCUGGGAGCCCCUCGAGACGUGAAGGAUGAUGAAGUGUACGUGUUGGAGAAGAGCGAUCAUGUUAAGAUCAAAUGUAUUGGCACACACUUGAACAGCAUGCUUCAUUCAAAAUGGACGGGUCAUUCCCUGGGUUUCCGUACGACCGUGGUUCGCAAACAGCCGCCACCAGGCAGAGAGAAUACGAUCAACAUACUCAUAUUCGGGUUCGAUUCUACGUCCAAGAACGGGUUCAUACGAAGAAUGCCGAAGAGCUACGAGUUUCUCACGAAGGAGUUGGAAGGCAUUGUCUUGCAGGGAUACAACAUCCUUGGCGACGGGACGCCGGCAGCUUUGUUCCCGAUACUGACCGGGAAGAACGAGCUGGAGUUACCAGACGUGAGGAAGAAGAUGAAGAACAACGGCACCAUGGACAUGAUGCCGUUCAUCUUCUACAAGCUGAGAGAUGACGGAUAUCGAACCGCGUACUUCGAGGACAUGCCGUGGAUAGGCACGUUCCAGUACCGCUUCAAUGGGUUCAAGCAUCAACCAGCCGACCACUACCUACGCUCGUUCUACCUUGAGGAGUCCAGCAGCGGGAAGAAGUGGUGGAAGGGCGGCUCCAACAACAAGUACUGCAUCGGAGACACUCCUCAGUACAAGAUGAUGAUGAACAUCACUGAGCAGUUCCUGAGCCUGGACGGCAAGAAGUUCUGCUUCACGUUCAUAGCGGAUAUCACGCAUGACGACUUCAACAUGAUCUCCACUGCUGACGAGCAUACGGUGGAGUUCCUGCAGGCGCUGAGGGACCAGGGAAGGUUGCGGGAUACCUUGCUGUUCGUCAUGGGCGACCAUGGGCCAAGAUAUGCCAAGGUCCGUGACACACUACAAGGCAAGCUCGAAGAGCGUCUGCCAUUCAUGACGAUCGUCCUCCCUGAGACCCUGCGAAGGUCUAGGCCAGAGGCCCUGGACGCCCUGAAGCAUAAUGCCCACGUGCUGACCACUCCACACGAUAUCCACGCCACUGUCCUCGAUGCUAUGGACCUGCAGAGGUACUGGAACCCUUACAAGGUCAGGGGAGCAGAUCUGGCGCGAGGAUUGACGCUUUUUGAGCCUGUGAGUGUUUUGAUUCGUUAUUUUUUAUACUGUUUUAUGGAGAAAUAG